Molecule: messenger RNA, 288 nt
Organism: Staurois parvus
Lineage: Eukaryota; Metazoa; Chordata; Amphibia; Anura; Ranidae
Source: the annotation of a GenBank genome assembly
UGCCACCUGUCAAUGUCCAUCAAUGCCAUCUUCAGUGCUGCCAAUCAGUGCCACCUAUCAGUGCCAGUCAGUGCUGCCUAUGAGUGCCAGUCAGUGCCGCCUAUCAGUGCCAGUCAGUGCUGCCUAUCAGUGCCACCUAUCAUUUCGCCUAUCAGUGCCAUAUAUGAGUUCUGUCUUUCAGUGUCCAUCAGUGAUGUCUGUCAAUGCCCAUCAGUGGCACCUUCCAGUACCUCCUCAUCAGUGCCCAUCAGUGCCGCCUAUCAGUGCCCAUCACUGCAGCCUCAUUAG